Messenger RNA from Pocillopora verrucosa, 916 nucleotides. RefSeq names its product homeobox protein notochord. The record is from RefSeq and is a predicted model, not a curated record. Gene Ontology annotation, cellular component: nucleus. Gene Ontology annotation, biological process: central nervous system development; regulation of transcription by RNA polymerase II; neuron differentiation. Gene Ontology annotation, molecular function: RNA polymerase II cis-regulatory region sequence-specific DNA binding; DNA-binding transcription factor activity, RNA polymerase II-specific. NCBI's taxonomy places the organism in Eukaryota, Metazoa, Cnidaria, Anthozoa, Scleractinia, Pocilloporidae.
CUGUAGCAGCAAAGACUUUGGCGCGUGGAUUUAUGAGCGUGCAUAAAACCUCAAAAAGGAGUCGUGCUCGAGUCACGGAGAUUUUGAUUUUCGCGAUUGACUGGUCAUGCAGGCGUUUACCAGUCCAUACGUGUGCCCGUAUUUUACGUGCUCAUCCCCGUAUUGCCUGGCGUUGAGAAGCAGUGCUGUGGCAUCGAGUUUAGCGAUGAACCGACCACCUCCGAGUCCAAACCAGCCCGGAAUAUCUUCAUUUACGAUUUCAUCCAUUCUAUCUCGCUCAGAAGAGUCGCCGACUAAACCAGCCAGAUCCGAAGAAACAACGGUAGCUAAAUGUUCAUCUGAAGGGAACAUAAGCUCGCAGUUUGUUCCCAGUUACUCUUCACAUCUCUCAAUUGAAAGAUUUCAUCCCUACCAUCGACCUCUGACAGCUAGUGCUUUUGCGCGAACAACUUGCGGUAGUUUGCAAAAAGAAGGAGAAGCAAUUCUUUCAGUUGUACACCAUGAAGAAAACAAGGCGUGGAAUUUCAAGCAAGGAAAACCGAAGAGAAUUCGUACGAUUUUCACGCCAGAACAACUCGAGCGAUUGGAAAAAGAGUUUGACAGGCAGCAAUACAUGGUCGGAGCCGAGAGACAUUAUCUCGCCGCUUCGCUAAAUCUCACUGAAACACAAGUGAAAGUCUGGUUUCAGAACAGAAGAAUUAAAUGGAGAAAACAAAAAAUGGACCGGCCCAACUCCAGCUAAGACAUCAAAUAUGAAACAAAGGAAAAACUAUGAUAUGCUUACGAGAGAUGAAAGUCGCGAACAUCCGAUGGGCCUCAAUCCAUGGUAUUUAAAAUUGAAAAAAAAAAGAAAAGAAAAGAUGUGUAACUGUACUUAAAGGUGUUUUGACAAUGAACAUAUUCACACAAUUUUAUC